AUGGGAAGACCAACAGGAUCUGAAGACAACAAAAUCAUUGGGCUGUUCUUUGCAAAGACGGUUUUGAAGGAAAAUCCCAAAGACGCAUCUAAAUCCGUAGCAAGAUCCGGAUUCUGCUCGGUCUUUGCUGCAUUAGCGCGAUGCUGUCCAUCGGCAGUUCGGAAUGAAGAUCCCUUUGUGGGGAGAUAUGGGUUGACCGAGAUGGAAUACAACAAGCUGCUCGAGAGACAUGGGUUCAGAAAAGUUCGAGCCCGCAAGUCCAUCUUCAAGCAGAAGCAAGUCGCUGAGAAAUUCCCGACAGUGCGUUAUUUGUUUGCCGGAUGCUGUUGGAAGAACCCAAGAAACGAGGAGGACAAGAAAGAGUUGGAGAACGGAUGGCAGCUGCUUGCAGCUUCGUCUGUGCCAUUCAAAGCACAGUGCUCUCUUGGAAAGUUUCUCUCUCUUUGCCAAGAGUUUCAUGAUGAGUGGGAUGCUUUCAACACUGGCUUUCUUUCUUGCCGCAGCGAUGUGCCCUCGCCUAUGCAAAGUGCUGUAGUGGACAGCGAUUCAGAUACCGAAGGUGAACGACCGACCAAGAGACUUUGUUCCAGGCAUGUACGGGAGGAGCUCGCAUGCAGCGACUGCGGACAUGAGGAGAGCAUUGCGGAGUUUGCGAUGACUUGCGAGCUGCCGAUGGAGAUGCAGCACCCUGUCGAUGUUUUUGAUUGCACCGGCAUCAAUGCGCAGGACCCGCUCUUCGAUCAGGACUCAGCACCCGUCAACCCCACGCAAGACAUGCAUGGCUUCUGCUUGGAAGAUUCUGUUGAUAGGCCCCACCUAGACAAGCCCCCUGGCGGCCGCAAACUUUGCCCGGCCAGUGAGGCUUCGGAGCCCGAGGCCGCGGCUUCAACUUGGCUUCCAAGUCUUGGCUUCCAAGUUGACGCCGCAGUGACGGUCGGAGCUGCCAUGAUUCAAGGACGAUCCUGCUGUUUGACUCUCCCUGAUCCAGGCAUGUUUGAAGUGCUCGCGGCAAGAAGCUUGGGCAGCGUUGGGGCUGUGAACGUCAUGUAUCCAGAGCCUUACUUCCUGUCGGAGAAGUCUCAUCGACGGGAGGGAGUGACAAAAUCUUCUUGCAACAACGUCACCGACAUGGUCGGCAAAGGCUGUAUGGUCCCAUCGGGAUAUGCCUACGGCAUUGGAACCAACCGCCAAACGUUCGGUGGCGAUUACGGUCCCGAGACCUACAAUGUUGGUGACAUCUGGGGCGGACGACAGGAGUGA
This is a messenger RNA of Guillardia theta CCMP2712, 1260 nucleotides long. RefSeq lists its product as hypothetical. The record is from RefSeq and is a predicted model, not a curated record. NCBI's taxonomy places the organism in Eukaryota, Cryptophyceae, Pyrenomonadales, Geminigeraceae. The transcript is spliced from 6 exons. Bases 1 to 1260 code for a protein of 419 amino acids.